AUGGGACUUGUUAGGAUGGAUCUCCUUGCGCCGAUGCGCAUCGACUCUCCAACUGAGACAUUAGUUAUUCCGGCGAUCUUGGUAUUGGCUGCCUGGAUUAUAUAUCGGAGACGCAAGGCAGAGUCUGGCGCUGGAAUAAGGUUUGACGCAAAGGAUAGUAGCCCGAGCAACAAGCUGGUCUUUCCACCUUCGAGACGACACAUUCUCCACAAAUUACAGCCUACCCGAACCCAAUACGAGAAAGGUUCGUUUUCGGCCGUCGAACUUAGCCCGGAGCUACUCGCCGCCAAGGCGCUGCCAACAUGCCGAGCACCGACCAGCGACGACGAAGAUGAUGGGCUCCUGACGCCGACAGGCUUUACCCUGAAGGAUCUCCGAGCCCUCGGCCGCUUUCCGGACUACCCGCUGUUGAGCGGAGUGCGGGAUCCCGAGCCAUGCGGCAAAGAAUUUGACAUUUCCAAGGCUACGUUUCGCCCUUUUCGGCCGUUCAGGUGGGGGUAUCACCAAACGAUGUCUCUCAUGAAACUGGAGCCGGAUUACUGGAUCGAGCUGGAGCAGAACUACCACGCUUCCAUGGCGGCUCGCCAGGAACUCCUGAGCCAGCAUCGCGACCUCAUCAUGUAUUACGAGCCCGGCUCGGAGCUGGCCUGCCGCGAGCUGAUGGAGAUGGUGGUCCGAUUUCUGUGCAAGCGCUACCCACAGUAUUUUCGGCUCGAGGAGGAGGAUGAGGAGGAGGGCGAUGAGACGAUCCUCGUCAACGAGCUCCUGGGAACCCGAACGGUCGUCGUCCCAUCCUCGUCGUCACCCCCACCUGCGGCACCGCCGUCCCAACACCCGCUGGAGAUCUUGGCGGCGACGGUGCCCGAGGAUUUCGCCCUCAUGCUCCGCAAUGAGGACACGGGACUCUACCACCUCCGCGCGGCCCUGAUAUGCUCGUCGGUCGGGUGGGACGCGGGCGCCAAGCGCGGGCUCUCGCUGGCGGACAUACACGGGCCCGUGGUCGACUACCGCGCCAAGAUGGCGUUCAGCAUGGACCGGUACUUUGCGCGGCUGCCGACCGACAAGCCGAUCCAGCGGUGCUCGUGGACGCUCGAGGACUGCGCGCCACUGUUUUCGAGUCCCGGGGCGGUGGCGGCGGCGCAGGCGGGCGAGCAGGACGAUGGAGGAGAAGGUGGUGGUGGUGGCGGCUGGAGCAGGUGCGCGGUGCCCGAGCAGGACCUCAAGUUGGAGGACGUGCAGCUGCGGUGCGACUGGCAGACGCUGCGGCGGCUGCCGUGCAGCGGCGCCGUAGCUUUCAACUUCAAGGCCGUCUUCACGCCGCUGUCCCGGCUGAGGACGGAGCCGUUCGUGCCGGCGCUGCUGGCCACGGUGCUGAGGGCGGGGAGGCCGGCUCUCGUGGUCCCGCACAAGGCUGUCGCCCACGUGCGGGAGCUGGUGCUGCCUGCGCUGGACCGGUGGGCGGAGGAACAGGUGGAGGGCGGGGUUGUGCCGAGGGGCUGGGAGGCGGCGACACUGGACGAGCAUCCUUUCUAUCCUGGGUGGGAGGAGAGGUGGAGGGCGGAGCAGGGGUUUUGA
Messenger RNA from Pyricularia pennisetigena, 1575 nucleotides. RefSeq lists its product as uncharacterized. The transcript has 2 exons. The record is from RefSeq and is a predicted model, not a curated record. Bases 1 to 1575 code for a protein of 524 amino acids. Lineage: Eukaryota; Fungi; Ascomycota; Sordariomycetes; Magnaporthales; Pyriculariaceae.